Molecule: messenger RNA, 1575 nt
Organism: Candida dubliniensis CD36
Lineage: Eukaryota; Fungi; Ascomycota; Pichiomycetes; Serinales; Debaryomycetaceae
Exons: 1
Coding region: 1-1575 (524 amino acids)
Biological process (GO): termination of RNA polymerase II transcription
Cellular component (GO): cytoplasm; mRNA cleavage factor complex
Molecular function (GO): ubiquitin binding; mRNA binding; phosphatidylinositol binding
Source: RefSeq, a predicted model, not a curated record
AUGACAGACAUCUUGGAAGCAUACCAGCAAGGUUUGUCUGAAUUAACAUUUAAUUCACGACCAAUAAUUGAUAACUUAACUGUGAUAGCAAAAGAGAAUCCUAAUGUUGCCGAUGGAAUCAUCGAUUUAAUAACCCAACGAAUUUAUAAAACUAUUCCAGAUCAAAAAUUAUUCGCAUUGUAUUUACUAGAUUCUAUAUGCAAAACUAUUGGCAGUCCUUAUAAUAUAUUAGCUGGAAAUGGGAUUUUUAAUUUGUAUUCUCAUGUAUUUCAAUUAGUCAACGAGACAAUUCGUAAUAAGUUGGUGAAUUUGUUCGAAACAUGGAAGAUAUCCAAAACAAGAGGUACGAAUGAUCCUUUGUUCCCCAAGACACAAUUAGAUAAAAUAGAAUCAUUUUUGAAAAAAGCAGGAUACCCAAAGCCCAAAACAAACUCAGGUGCAAUGUCUCAACAAUCCCUAGUGAAUGACAUUAACCAAUUGAUUCCUAUUUUUGAAAAUAAAGUACGGACUAAUCCAAACUCAAAGUUACAAGAUAGACUCAAGGCAUUAAAUCAAUUAAGGUUAAUUCUUUCUAGUCAGGUAAUGAAAGCUAAUGAAUUACAGGCUAUCCAAAACCAAUUACAAAACAUAAAGGAGCAAGAAAUAUCAUCGUCAUCAUCCUCUGCAUCGAAAGGUGGCACCCCUAUUCCUACUCCAGGACCAACACCUGCCACUACACCGGGACUCUCAUCAAUUCCAUCUGUGCCUAAAGUGAACCCAGCAUUUAUGAUAUUCAAUGAUUUAGUCCUUUCGGGAUUGGUCAAAAAGGAUCAAGAGCCGAUUCCUGGCUCUAAACCAGUUUACUCGUUGGUGUUUCCACAGAAUAAAUAUGUGCCAUCAGCAGGUGGUCUCGGCUCUAAUAGUACUUUAGAAGAUUUAUUGUUAUCUAGUAGUUCAAUACAAAGAUCUGAUUAUGAUAAAUUGAAGUUUACGGAAAUGGUUAAGGUUAGUAAAUCGUCUUUCAACAACUUGCAAGAUUUUAUUAAAAAUAAUAAACCAACAACAAAAUUGCGUGAUUUGCUUUACGAAUCCAAACCAUCCAAGUGUUCAAUUUGUGGUAAAAGAUUUGCAUCUGAUAAGGAAGGAGCAGAUAAAAAGAGAUUACAUUUAGAUUGGCAUUUUAGAAUCAAUAAGAAGCUCUCCAAUAAAGGUAGCAACGUUCAAUCUCGAAAUUGGUAUCUAGAUGAUUACGAAUGGGUUCAUUUUAAUGAAAAUGAUCUAUUAGAAUACUCAACUGAUGUAAAAAUACCAGAUAUUAUCCAGGACACGGAUGACACUGUUUCAACUGAGAGUCAAUACGUGAUUGUCCCUUCAACAGAAACAAAUAUGAAUAAUAAAUGUUUAAUCUGUCGCGAACAAAUUAAGGCUACCUACAAUGAUGAAAUCGGAGAAUGGUGUUGGUAUAACUGUAUUCGACAACCUGGAGAGCCUAGAAACAGUAGGAAAAUUGUUCAUGUCUCUUGUUUUAAUGAAUCCAGGAAGAAGAGAGCACGAGAUCAUGAUUUGCUCCCUCACAACAAACGAGAGAAGUUUUAA